AAAGAGUGGUGAGCGGCCCUAGCGGAGAAGAGGCGAAUGAGGGUGAAGUUACCAUGUUUGUGGAUCAGCACGACACCAAAACUUGGGAUGAUAUUCAGCUCAAAGAUUGAAUUGUGCAACCAGUUAACCAGAUGUGUGCUGCAACCAUGAAUUAUUUGCGCCGGCGCCUCUCGGACAGCACGUUCAUCUCCAACCUGCCCAAUGGCUACAUGACAGACCUCCAGAGGCCUGACAAUGCUCAGCCUCCUCCACCUGCCUCCACCACCCCUGCCAAGUCUCCUACAACCGGGCCUACACCUCCAGCCACUUCCCCUGCUCCAGAGAGGAAACCCCAGCCAUCUCAGUCCUCCGGAGCGGGUUUCUUCAGCUCCAUCACCAACGUUGUUAAGCAGACAGCUGCCUCAGCAGGGCUAGUGGAGCAGACCCAAGUCACGACACCCAAGAAGUUCAAGAUUCUCCUUGUGAUUGAUGAACCACAGCAGGAGUGGGCGAAAUUAUUCCGGGGGAAGAAACUACAUGGGGAUUAUGACAUCAAAGUGGAGCAGGCUGAAUUCAAUGAGAUCAACGUGGUGGCUCAUGCUAAUGGCACCUGCAACGUUAACAUGCAGGUUCUCAGAAAUGGCACCAAGGUUAUCAGGUCAUUCAAGCCCGACUUCGUCCUCAUUCGUCAACAUGCCUUCAGUAUGACCCAGAAUGAAGAUUUUCGCAACCUCAUCAUUGGUCUGCAGUACGGAGGGGUCCCAUGCAUCAACUCGCUGGAGUCCAUCUACAACCUGUGUGACAAGCCAUGGGCGUUUGCCCAACUUAUCAACACCCACAGGAAGCUGGGUGCUGAGAAGUUUCCUCUGAUUGAGCAGACCUUUUAUCCAAACUACAAGGAGAUGGUAAGCAUGCCAUCGUUUCCUGUUGUUGUGAAGAUUGGACACGCCCACUCUGGUAUUGGAAAGGUGAAGGUGGACAAUCACAGUAAGUUCCAGGACAUAGCCAGUGUUGUGGCUCUCACCCAGACGUACACCACCACAGAACCUCUCAUCGACUCCAAGUACGACAUCAGAAUCCAGAAGAUCGGCACUGACUACAAAGCCUACAUGAGGACAUCUAUAUCUGGUAACUGGAAGACCAAUACUGGCUCAGCUAUGCUUGAGCAGGUGGCCAUGACUGAUAGGUACAAGCUGUGGGUUGACACCUGCUCAGAGAUUUUCGGGGGUCUGGAAAUUUGUGCAGUCAAAGCUAUCCAUGGGAAAGAUGGCAGAGAUUUCAUCACCGAGGUGGUGGGCUCUGCCAUGCCCCUGGUGGGUGAGCACCAGGCCGAGGACAGGCAGCUUAUCGCUGACAUGGUGCUGGCAAAAAUGAACCAGGCAGCAGAGAACGAAGCUAACGCUCCCCAGAGACCCACCACCAUACAGCCAUCCCAGGGAACUGGCCAGAAGGGAGAGCUUGUCGGUGAACCCACUAAAAACAGUGCCGGGCGCCCGCCUCAAGGUUGUCUGCAGUACAUUCUCGACUGUAAUGGCGUUGCAGUGGGUCCAAAACCAGUCCAGGCCAACUGAGUCACCCAGGGGGAAAGUGUGGAAGUCUCAGAGUCAAGAUAACAACAACGUACCUUAGCUGAACACAAGCGCAGACGUGUGUGUGUGGUAUCUGAUAGGUAGAAUCAGAUCUUGGUGACGGAGGCUCGGUGCAGCUGAGUGCUGGCCUGGACUGUGUUUUUAACUCUAUGCAGUGUCAAAAUGUACUGUCUACUUGUUGACCUGUUGAUUUGUGUGCUUGUAUAGGUCACAUAUGUUUCAGUAGCUGUGGUUUUUUUCCUUUGGGGCUGUUGUUGAUGAUGUAAAAAGCAGAUUGUGCCUACACUGAGUUCAGUGCUGCUCUGUGCUACCCGUUCAACCCAGCUGUGGAUCUUUGAUUUGCCCCCUCCCCCUCCUUUUUCUUUUUCCUAUUUUGGUGUGUACCUUUAGAUAUUGUUCAAACUGUGGACUAUUGUGCAGUUUGAAGUUUGUGUAUAUCUCAAUAUGUAUACAGUACGUGAGUGUGUAUGGCUGUAGUGGUGAUUAUUUUCAUACUUAUACUAAUAGAUAUUUAUUUUUGUUUUGCAUGACUGAUACAAAGGAAGGUGCAAGUCAGUUAUUAAUGUCUGAUCAAGCAGGAUGUUCACGUGACAUCGCUGUUUUGCCCGAGCUGUGUUCCCUGUGAUUCAUGCAUUGUGAAUGUGUCAUAAGAAAUGCAUAUUAUCAAAGUUACUACAAGGAUACAUGUAUUCAUAACCAAACAUGCAUUACCACAGUGUGCAUACACACACAAUAGAGACAUACAGUAUGAGGCCUUUCUUAGAGUUCAUCUUUUCAUCUAUAUUGUCACAAUGUCAGAGAGUAUUUAGAGUGAGUUUAGGAAACUAAUGGAUGGACACAUAUUAAAAUUAGUCAAAGAUUUAUUAAAGAUUAUAUCAUGUAGGAUGUUGUGUGGGUGUCUGCACACACAUCUUAAAUAUAUUUAUAUAAUUUUGAACCAAAGAAUGAAUAAUUUACUUUGAAACAGUCUUUGCACUCCAGUAACCCGCGAUGUAAAUACCAGCGAGGGGACUGUUAAUACUGCAGUGUGUCACAUGGAGUGUGUAAUUUCACCAGAGAACAGCGCUCCGAGACAAUACUUAUGUUUUCCAAAUUGCCUGUUGUGAAUCACAUGCUAGUGAACUGAUGCUGUAUUCGAAUCGUUGUCUUUUUCCGUUGUGUGGAGGCAGACAUCACGGCUGAUAAUGAAGCCGUGUAUAAUGUCUGAUCUGCCGUGUAAUGCCAGAUAUAAUGCCCCCCUUCCCCUCCGCUCCCCUCACACUGGAUAUUGGCUAUCGUGGUGUUGUUGCCAUGACAACAAUGCAAGUGCUCUGAGGUUUAGUGUGGACUUGUGCCCGUGUUACUGCCAUUCAAAGAUUUAACACUCUUCCUGCGAGUUGAUGGAAAGUGCAAUAUAGAUCUUUGUUUUUUCUUCUUAAUCAAUAUUGUAUUAAUUUUUCAAAAUCAGAUCUUCCAUUGAAUUAAUUCCAAAAGCUAUAGUCAUCAACGUAUGUAUCGUUUCAAAACCUUUUUACACAACUGUCACAAUCACUUGGUUGGUGUCCGGCGGCUUUUUUUUU
Messenger RNA from Epinephelus fuscoguttatus (brown-marbled grouper), 3127 nucleotides. It is a transcript of the gene syn2a, whose product is annotated as synapsin IIa. The transcript is spliced from 13 exons. Gene Ontology annotation, biological process: neurotransmitter secretion. Lineage: Eukaryota; Metazoa; Chordata; Actinopteri; Perciformes; Serranidae. Gene Ontology annotation, molecular function: ATP binding. The record is from RefSeq and is a predicted model, not a curated record. Gene Ontology annotation, cellular component: synaptic vesicle; synaptic vesicle membrane. Bases 132 to 1550 code for a protein of 472 amino acids.